This is a messenger RNA of Verticillium nonalfalfae, 1020 nucleotides long. RefSeq lists its product as uncharacterized. The record is from RefSeq and is a predicted model, not a curated record. NCBI's taxonomy places the organism in Eukaryota, Fungi, Ascomycota, Sordariomycetes, Glomerellales, Plectosphaerellaceae. The coding region runs from base 1 to 1020 and encodes 339 amino acids. The transcript is spliced from 4 exons.
AUGGGAGCCGCUUGGAACCCAGCGCAAGACAUGCCGAACCUUACAGGCAAGAUCGCUCUCGUCACGGGCGCAAGCACUGGGAUAGGGUUCCAAAUUAUUCGUCAGCUCGCCCAAGGAGGAGCCAAGGUGUUCGCCACGACACGGUCGGAGGAGAAAGCAGAGAAAGCUCGAGAUGCCCUCAAGACUCGCUACCCCAAUAUCCCGGCGGGGGCCAUUGAGUGGCUGCCACUCGACCUAACCAAUAUUCAAAGAAUCAGCGAAGUUUCAGAAGAGAUUCGUAGCAAAGUUGAUAGGCUCGAUGUCCUGGUUCACAACGCAGCAACCGCCACACCGGCUCAUCAGCUUGUGGACGGAAGAUGGGAAAAGCACAUGGCAGUCAGUGUUGUCGGGCCGUUUCUUUUGACGAACCGGUUGUUACCUCUCCUCCAGAUGACGGCCAAGAUGCCGGGCGCCGACGUCAGGAUUGUCACCUGUUCUUCAAACGCCCCACAAGUGUUUUUACCAAAGGACUUUCCCCUGCGCUUCGACUCGCCCUUGGCGCUUGCAGCAACAGUCUCUGCUUACCCGUGGCACUGGCGAUUUCUUGGGCGAUUCGUCUUCGCCAGCGACAUGAUCCUGUACAGCGUGGCCAAGGCCGGAGCGGAAGUCUUUGCGUCGCAGCUCCAGAAGACAUUUGAUAAAAGCCAUCUACCCAUUUUGUCAUUGGUCGUCCACCCAGGCCCGACAGCGACCGAAGGCUUGUUGGAGGUCAAUAGUGCUUUCAUCAGAGCGGUCGCACGCCUUGCUUUCCAGUCCUCAGAGCACGCUGCCUCGUUGCCACUCUUUGCAGCCACGGCGGAACGGGUCCGCCAGCAGCCGGAGCAGUUCAAAAACGCUUUAUUGAUAUCAGGUGGCCAAACAAUAAACCUGCACCCAGUCACCUCGGAUGGCAAGCAAGCCAGAGGACUGUGGGAUACUGUCGACGGGCAGUUGACUCAGUAUCUCAAGGCGGACGGUCUCGCUCCACUGCAGAGUUGGUGA